CUUCUUCUCUCUCUCAGGGGUGGUGGCCGCUGUUUUGCUUGGUUAGCUUCCCGUUCGGCAGCAUGGGAAUGUAAGCGAGGGAAUCUCCCGGAUCAAAUUUGCGUCGAAGUGCUCCUUACUCCCCGCAAGUUGCCCGACUGCCUCUUUGGGUAUCUUCGGAGCGCCUCGAGCGACAUUUCAGCGGCCAAGCAGUAGCGGACAAAGGGAAGACUUGUGAGCUAACGUCGGCUAGCUCCCGGGGCGAAGCAUUAGCAUUCCUCCUUCGAGUACGGCACAAUGCAGGCCAUCAAGUGUGUCGUUGUCGGGGACGGAGCCGUGGGUAAGACCUGCCUGCUCAUCAGCUACACCACCAAUGCCUUCCCCGGAGAGUACAUCCCCACUGUCUUUGACAACUACUCGGCCAAUGUGAUGGUGGACGGCAAGCCGGUGAACCUGGGCCUUUGGGAUACGGCAGGACAGGAGGACUACGACAGACUGCGCCCGCUCUCCUACCCUCAGACGGAUGUGUUCCUCAUCUGCUUUUCUCUCGUGAGUCCGGCCUCCUUUGAAAACGUCCGUGCCAAGUGGUACCCUGAGGUGAGACACCAUUGUCCCAACACUCCCAUCAUCCUGGUGGGCACCAAGUUGGAUCUGAGAGAUGACAAAGACACAAUCGAGAAGCUCAAGGAGAAGAAACUGGCUCCAAUCACUUACCCCCAGGGCCUGGCCAUGGCCAAAGAGAUCGGUUCCGUCAAGUACUUGGAGUGCUCCGCCCUGACUCAGCGCGGCCUUAAAACGGUGUUUGACGAAGCCAUCCGCGCCGUCUUGUGCCCACCGCCCGUCAAGAAGAAGGGGAAGAAGUGCAGCCUCCUCUAAGGGGAGUCCUCGUAGCGGCGGGGGCGCAGGGUGAAACAACGCCAGUAUACACAUACCCACACAAUAACGUACUUUGCUUCACGUAAACAUAGCUGCAGCGGUUCUAGCGACUAUAUUGCCCCUCCUUGUUACGACAUUGAAUCAAGAUUGAGAGGAUUGUAACGUUGCAUACUGUAAAGACAAGUCUGAAAAUGUUGAACUUCAUGAGGCCUUACAUCAGAUCCAUGUGGUCCCCCUGCUCUCAUUUUGUUUACAGUCUGGGUUCUUUUCAGUGGGAGUCACGUUGCCAAAUACACCCCCUCUCCUGGCUAUGAAAACACAUCCACGCUGCUGUUUGUUAGCUCCCACAAUCAAUCGGUGGCAAGUCCCUCACCAGCAGUUUUUUGUUUUUAAACACCGACAGUGCUAUUAAAACCCUUAAACACUUCUAAAAUCAUCCAGACAAAGCAUUUUCUUCCUCCUCUCCCCGGACAUGUCUCAAACCAUGUCACAUUGUAGAUUUUUGAAACUGUUGGUGGUGGGGAACAAGAGCACCUUCGAUGCUCCUUGGGCAUUUAUCAGCAUUUUUUUUCUUUUUUUAAUCGCAUCACUACUGGCGAAGCGAAAUCACUUAGACGAGCAUCCGUGCCUGUUAGUAACAAAGCUACUGUCGGUUGUGGUGUAGUAGACAGUGUACUCCUCUUUGUUAUAAUCGUGAUUUGACUUUUUUGUAUCUUACACUUCACUCACUGUAUUUUUGGACUAACACUAUGAAUAUGCUUUUUUUGUUUUUGUUUUUCACCUCUUUUACAGCUAACGCAACCUUAACUACUCUCCCAAGCCUAUCUUUGUGUAAUUACGCUGAUGGCAUGUAUGUGCGACGUAUACUGAAAAAACGUUAAGAUUAGGAUCGCUACAUUUAUAUUUUGUUUGCCUCUUUACAAAAUGUAUUUAAAGUACUAGUACAAAGGGGUUAAAGAACACAUUGCUCAUCUGUUGUUUUUUGUAUUCAGACAUCAAGCUGUGCUAUCAUUCAAGCCAAUGUCAUUGUGACUCCUUUCGAUUUACAGAUACAAAGCUGUCACUUUUUUUUUUUUUUUUUUGAAAAAGCCAAUAAAUGUCAACAAAAUUGAA
Molecule: messenger RNA, 1968 nt
Organism: Phyllopteryx taeniolatus (common seadragon)
Lineage: Eukaryota; Metazoa; Chordata; Actinopteri; Syngnathiformes; Syngnathidae
Product: ras-related C3 botulinum toxin substrate 1-like
Exons: 6
Coding region: 277-855 (192 amino acids)
Biological process (GO): actin filament organization; motor neuron axon guidance; regulation of actin cytoskeleton organization
Cellular component (GO): cell projection; cytoskeleton; plasma membrane
Molecular function (GO): GTP binding; GTPase activity; protein kinase binding
Source: RefSeq, a predicted model, not a curated record